UGGGUGCGGGGGAGGCGGGGGCGGCGGCCAUGGCGGCGGGCGGGGAGGAGGAGGGCUGCGAGCACUACCGGCGUGGCUGCCUGCUGCGGGCGCCGUGCUGCGGGAAGCUGUACGCCUGCCGGCUGUGCCACGACGGCGCCGAGGGGCACCGGCUGGACCGCUUCCGCGUGGCCGAGGUGCAGUGCACCCGCUGCCGCCUUCUGCAGAAGGCCCAGCAGCGCUGCGAGGGCUGCCACAACCUCUUCGGCGAGUACUACUGCGGUAUCUGCCACCUCUUCGACCGCGACAAGAAGCAGUACCACUGCGCCGAGUGCGGCAUCUGCAGGAUCGGGCCAAAGGAGGAUUUUUUCCACUGUUCAAAAUGCAAUUUAUGCCUAAGCUUGAGUCUUCAAGGAAAGCACAAGUGUAUUGAAAACGUCUCCAGGCAGGACUGUCCGAUAUGUUUGGAGGAUAUUCACACAUCUCGUGUUGGAGCUCAUGUUCUGCCAUGUGGUCAUCUUCUGCACAGAACAUGUUACGAGGACAUGCUAAAGGAAGGUUACAGGUGUCCUUUGUGCAUGCACUCAGCUUUAGAUAUGACAAGGUACUGGCGUCAGCUGGAUGACGAAGUAGCACAGACUCCUAUGCCCACAGAGUAUCAGAACAUGAUGGUCGAGAUCCUUUGCAAUGACUGUAAUGCCCGGUCUACAGUGCAGUUCCAUCUCCUAGGCAUGAAGUGCAAAAACUGUGAGUCAUACAAUACUGCCCAAGAUGGAAGAUGUCAGCUGCCUUUGGAGGAGCAGUGACCGAGAUACAUGCUGCAUUCGGCUGGAUGAGGAGGACCCUGCUGUGAAAGACACCACGUUAAAAAAAAAAACCCAACCACCAAACUUGUCGGUAAAAACUUAUUCAAAGUUGUCACAGCACUGGUGAAACAGUUACAAGAUUUAAUUCUGGUGCAAAGGAGUUUUGCUAAUCACACACCCCUCCCUAGUACCUGGGGCAUGGUGCGGUCAGGCCCUUGAGGAUAUUUCCCUGUCGAGCAGUGCAGUGCCCGAAGGAGGUUGGUGUCUGGAGAGAACAGCACCCUUCAAAAGAGCCAUUUACUGUGUCAGAGAAGAGACAGCCUAGAAGAAUAACUAAUGAGAUGCAAAAUGAGAAGUGAUAAGCAGCUGACACAGCAGAAGAUGUUUUGGGGCAGCUGAAGGUUGUGAGCUAACAGGAGGUGGAGGUAUAGCAGCCAUUCUGGUUGCAGCUGUUGGGGAAAAUUUAUAGGUUUGAGAGUGGCCUUUUUACAUAAAGUUGACAUCUGCAAAGUUUUUUAUGUAAGUACUUUUUGUUCCUUUUAAAUGACGUGUUUGUUCUAGGGCCUUGGAGCCAUCGGUGUGAGUGGCUGGAGAGGGUGUGAGCUUGCAGAAAUUGCAUCCUUUGGCUUGAUUUCUGGAUGCAUGAAUUUCUGGAAGCACAUGCAGAAUUUGCUUUGAAACAAGGCUGGCCUGCCUGCGUAGGUGUGGUGAACGGCCUAAAAACCAAGCUGCAAGGCUGCCUUCUGCCCCGGCCACCCAUCUGACCUGCCAUCUCUUCACUUGGAUGCCUUUGCCAGCUACAGUUGUGUUCACACCCGCUCGUUCCUUGUUUUAUUUACGUACAAAGGCUGAGGUGUCGUAGGGUUUUAGACGCUUACGUAGCUUGAUGUUCUGAUAAGUGAAGCACAUACAAUUGUCUUGUCAGGAUGGACAGCGGGCCAGUGGGUUGGGCUGAGCCCAAGAUGUUUGUUAAAGUACCAGCAGCUCAUAGAGGCACUCAGGUAGUGCAGGGACCAAUUUGUUGUGUUUUGGGGUUUUUUUAAUGGUAUCUGAUUUCACUGGGGGGAGAGAACAGAGGAGGGCUUUUUAAAAAAAAAACAAACCAACCCCAACAAACCUCGCCCUUUUCAUAUAAGGUGUUUUGCAGUCUAAGUGUGAAAGUUCUUAGUUUCAGUGCAAAUAGUCUCCAAUAAUGAAAGUACUUAACUGGGCUUUGGGGCUUUAUUGUUCACCAUAUAACUACUUGCUUUUGUGUUACUCCUCUGUAAAACGACAGCUUUUCUUAAUCCGACUGCCCCUUUAUGUCUGAAACACUAGGACUCGGGUGGUAGUCUUACUGUAGCCUGCCUUUUACUGGGGUAUUGUGUUUUUUCUGAAGCACUUUUCUCACUGCUAUAAAUAAAUGUAAAAUAACAUCUCUAUUAAAACAAAUGACACU
Falco peregrinus (peregrine falcon) is the source of this 2223-nucleotide messenger RNA. RefSeq names its product ring finger and CHY zinc finger domain containing 1 (gene RCHY1). Gene Ontology annotation, cellular component: nucleus. The record is from RefSeq and is a predicted model, not a curated record. The transcript has 9 exons. Gene Ontology annotation, molecular function: ubiquitin protein ligase activity; zinc ion binding. Bases 30 to 785 code for a protein of 251 amino acids. Gene Ontology annotation, biological process: protein ubiquitination; ubiquitin-dependent protein catabolic process. NCBI's taxonomy places the organism in Eukaryota, Metazoa, Chordata, Aves, Falconiformes, Falconidae.